AUGCUGCGUCCUCCCUUGGUCGAUUGUUGCCGAACUCGGGCGGACCAAGCGCGAUAUGUCGGCGGCUUUACACGGGGGUGGUUAGGUCGAUGGCGCUCUACGGGAAGAAGGUACGGAGUGCUGUCCUUCCGCAUCACCCAAAUUCUGACCAACCAUGGGUGCUUCGGCUACUACCUGUAUAAGGUGGCUAGACGGGAACCUACCCCCGUGUGCCACCAGUGCGGUAGUAGCCCAGAUACAGCGCAGCACACCAUUGAGCUGUGUCCCGCCUGGGACGAGCAGCGUAAUGCGUUGGGGGCAUACUCAGGACAGGACUUCUCGCUGCCGAAUGUGGUGAGGGUGAUGAUCGGCAGCGAGGCCGGCUGGAAAACCGUAGAUACCUUCUGCGAACAAGUAAUAUCGCAGAAGGUGGCAGCGGAGCGGGUCCGUGAGUCAGACACUCAUGCGGACCCAAUUCGUUGGCUUAGGGUGGGCAGGCGUCGGACACGUUACGCCGCCCAGAUGCCGCCCUAG
Molecule: messenger RNA, 513 nt
Organism: Helicoverpa armigera (cotton bollworm)
Lineage: Eukaryota; Metazoa; Arthropoda; Insecta; Lepidoptera; Noctuidae
Exons: 1
Coding region: 1-513 (170 amino acids)
Source: RefSeq, a predicted model, not a curated record